AAGCCUCCCGUCCAUAGCGUACAAUUCUACGUGCUCAGUACUGGACUACCCAAUUGCCACCAAAAGAGAAAAACGGCAAGGCGCCUUUCAGUCUCAUCAUUGCGCUGAAGCAAAAACCUCCCUUGCUUGGCCAUUGACCGUCCACUCUCACGGUUGCUUCCAGCAGCUACCUAUUGGCUAAGAGUUGCUAGUCCUCUCUCAAUUCAUUGGCUGUCUCUCUACCCUCCCCACAUUGGCGAAAAGGAAGAAACAGAACCAGUCUUUUUAACACGAGCAGCCUUGGGGUCUUGGCUGAGGCCAACUUUUUCGUGGUAUCAGCAUUUAUUCAUUGCUAUUUGCGCUUAAGAUCCCCUCCAACAAUUCUGUGAGAACCUAGCUAUCAUAGCUAGUGGGCCAUAACGAGUUUGUUUGACAAUUCCAGAAGAUGGCGGGUGGAGAUUCCAUGGCGGCAGGAGUGCCAGCGGGUCCAUCCACAGGGAAUGGCGCAAUGACUGAUGGCGUGGAGCGAGGCACAGCGACCUCCGAGAACAUGGGAGGUGGGAGUGGGAUUGUUGGGACCACAGAUGAUGCCUCGCAAGAGGAUAAAGUGAAUCCAUUCAAGCGCAAGGCAGAAGAUGUGAGUUCGAUAAAGGCUGAAGAUACGACUGACGAUGGCAAUCAUCCUUUGGGUAAUAGGGAGACGAAAAGGGUCAAGAUUUCUGACGACUCCACAAAUAAUCCAAUUGAUGCUACUGUAUCCAAUGAUCCAACUCCAGCAAUUAAACAUGAGACCUUAACUGAGAUGGAAACUGAUGCAACGAAGAAAGAUCCCCCAGCCGUGUCUGUGAAGGAUCUCCAAGACCCCACGAAGCCACCUGCUCCUGAGCCUACUCCUGUCAAUCAAGAUACAUACAAAAAUUCCAAGGACUUUGCUUCUUCUGAACCUGAUAAAUAUCAUAUGGAUACCCAAUCAACUGAACAUACCCCUGACCCAGAUGGAUUGGUGGCUAGAGAACUUGACAGUGUCGAAGGUACCCCAACCAACAAGGGAGUCAUGGACCUGGAAACAACCGGGAAAAUGGCAGCUGAUGCUCCCAGCAAUCCUGAUCAUGCCUCUCUAGAUCCACCUUCCGUAAAUGGCAGCAAGGAAGACGACACUACUAAGAAGAAGGAUGAGGAGCCACCCGAAACCAAUAACUUUUUGCCCGUGGCGAGUCGGAAAGAACUGUAUGACAGACCAAUGGACCAGAGUGAUGAGGAGGACAUUGACGAUGACAGGUUCAAGUCGCGACCCUCAAAGAAACCGCCACGAUCAUCAGCAAGAAACAGCAGUGCGUCCAAGAAAAAAAAGCUUCCAAAAGAAGUCGUCACUUCUCUUUUGGAUUUGCCAAAGUUGUCUUCCAAAGCAACUCUUCCAAAGCUUUCAGCAGAUGAAUUGAGAGACCUGGAAACUGUUCUAGAGUUGACACAGGGAGAAGGAGAAGAGGAGGGCUGGAGAGAUGAUUGGAGUGGGAACCUGGCACUUGUCGAUAAAGAAAUCACCAACCCAAAGAGGACUCGAAGUGGAAACCAAGCAGGAAGCUUUCGACAGGCUCUCUAUCUCUGGGCGCAAAAGAGCAAUUCUACUGCACUAAAAUUCAUGCACUACCUAUUUCGGUAUGUCUUUCACCUGAAGGAUACCCCACCCAUGGCAAGAACAAUUUUGGCAAAUGCAGAUAAGAAGGACGGAAACGCCAUGGAAGAGGCCUUUCGUCGUGUCUCGUAUGACCCGCAAGUCCUCCAACAGGACGGGUGGACCACUGCCCAAGCACCAGAGCCGGUGGGGGCUACGGGGGGAGCCCACCGAAUUGGAGAAAAGGUCCGAUGGCAAGGAGCGGACGGAAUGGUCAUCGCUUACAUUCACGACCAUGACCUGGGAGAUUUAUGGCGUGCAAUUUGGCUGGAGGAAGGAAUGGAAAGUUUUGAUAUGGAGGCGGAAGAGCUAAAUGACGCUCGGCGCAAGUGGGAACGACGUGUGAAAGCAACUGCUACUGCGUCGGAUUCUUCGGGUCAAGGGAGGAGGCAAUCCCAGAAAAGGCAACAAGAUGAUCUAAAGGGUCGCCGGUCACACAGAUAUACGUCCGCAAAUGAUUUGAGAAUCAAGGGCGUGGAAGACGGGAUUGUUUUGGCAGCCAGUUUCAGUAAAGGCGCUCGGCCCGGGGUUUAUUGGCCAGCCAGAGUGAUGCAUGCAUCUGAAGCGGCAAUACUCACUCCCGGCAACAAGAGCAAGAGAAAUGCACCUCGGCAGAGGCUGGACCUUGUAUUUCUGGCGCCCUACUGGAACUCCAGCAACAACGGUCAACCGGCGUCGUCGGGGACAGGGAGUCGCCGAAAUGUGGAGUCGUUUGCAGAAAGUUUGUCCAGACAUGGCGAGUCAUUGUUCAACUCAGGUCCUUUAUUUGAUUUGGAAAGUGUGGAUGUGUCAGAUGAAAUGAUCAAGGAGUACCCCUACGAUGCCAGGAGUGGAGGAAUCAAUAUUGAGCAACUGCGUGUUGCAUUUCGUUUCUCUGGGCUUCCGAAAGCUGCAUUUGCGAGGUUUCUAGACAGCCAUAGGUUGGCUCUUGCGUUAAAGACCUAUGCCCAAGAGAGGCUUCCUCGAAGAGGGUCGGAUCAGGUCAGCGCAGGGUUGUUCGAAACGCAUCCCAUGUCUUUGAUGGCCCCAGUCUUCCCACCCGAGAUUUUGCAUUUACCAUAUCCAUUUGUACUGGCACAACUGCCUGCCCCUCCAACCGAGCAAGACAUUGUGCACGAUGGCGAAAGUCGAGUCAACGAACCCAUAUUGCAGCUGAGCUAUAUGGUUGACUCUAUGAAGCCACCAAGCUGCUGGGGACACGACAAGCCACGCUCGAAAAACGGUUCACGAACACCCGCAAGAAAGGCGUCUCAGAGAGUGGCAGAUUCACCCUUCAUUGACGCCAGCGCACUAUUACGCAAGGUUGGCAAAGAAGGCGACAAGUCCGUGGAUCUAGAUACUUUCAAGAAGGACCUAGUUUUAUUGAAUCAGACGUUGUCGAGUGGUGGAAGCUCUGGACUUGAGUUCCUUACCCAAAACCUUGAGAGGCUUUUGCAUUGUGUUUCACCCGAUUUCUCCAAGUUGACAGUGGAUGAAAAGCAAGUCAAGGCAAAGGCCAUUGCUCGAUCGUGGAUGUUUACAAAGGCUAGCGGCGAAGACGCGAUUGGGGCAUCCGUGCAGCGCAACAGUAGUGCGGUGCUUUCAGAAUGGAGGCGAGUGUGCGAAAGGGUUUAUAAGUAUAUCACUCAUGCUUUUUCUUCUGGUGGCUAUGGGAAUGGGGUCUCCGCGGUUCUUACUGACUUCCGAUGCAAUCAACAUGUCACAUCCUGUGGCUGUUUUGAACGAACUGUUCGACUCCCGGCAGCUCUGAAGGCGGCAAGAGAUGUAGGUGCAGGGAAAAAAGAAAGCAUCCAAUUGGUUACAAGUGUAGAGAAAAGCUUCCUCGAUACGGUUGAAAACAAGGUGUUGAUGAUGGCGCAUAGUGCAUCCUACCUACGACGAAUGAAGUCAAGGUGUUCUCAAAUCCGGGGAGACGAUGCGGUAUACCUAACCGAAGACAGCGAUGGCAAUGGUGGCGAAGAUACUAAGGGCUCUCGUGGGACAUGGACCGCCGCCGUUGCUAGCGUUGGAGCAGUAAUCAAGGCUGUUGACUCUGUAGUUGAGGGGAAGUAUGUCAACGCGUUUUGUGCUACCAGACCGCCUGGCCAUCACGCUGGACGUGAAUUGCACCCAAUGAAGGCGGUGUCGAAUGGAUUUUGCAUUCUCAACACAGCUGCCUGCGCGGCUCUUUAUGCAACAACUCCUCUUUCCGAAGGAGGGCCCGGGCUUCGAAGAGUUUGUGUCAUUGACUUUGAUGUUCACCAUGGCAAUGGAACACAAGAUAUUCUGUGCUCCACUUACGACCCGAGGUUCCUCUAUGUUUCAUUGCAUGCCGGCGGUGCUCAUGUCAACGGCUUGCCCGCAAGCGAUGACUUUGGCAGUGAGAUCCACAUCCCUGGUGGAAACUCUCAAAAGAAAGGCAUCUACCCUGGCAGAUGUGGGGAUACUUCUCCGCACCGUGGCGUCCUCAAUAUUCCGCUUGGACCACGUGUGAAUUCCUCAGCAGUCGGUACUGCUCUCAUCAACGAGGUGACACCGGCAGUUGAUGCGUUUGCUCCUGACUUGAUCAUCUUAUCAGCAGGCUUCGAUGCCCAUAAGAACGAUCCGCUUGGAUUGGGAGGCUUGUCGGCAGAAGAUUUCGGCCACAUCACAGACGUUGCUUGUCAUCUCGCGUCAAAAUGUUGCAGUGGGCGACUGGUCAGUUUGUUGGAAGGCGGAUAUGGAGUGCCUUGUUGCCGCCCCCAAAAGGAUCUUUUCUUGCCACCAGAAACGAAAACAGCAGAGAAGAAAGAGGAGGACGGAGGCAAGGCAAAGGAGCAGACUGAACCAAACCUCGGGAACGGAGACAAGCCAACCGGACCAGCAAUCGAAAGCAAAGCGGAAAGCAAUGCAAAUCCUUCAACAAAAGCGGAAGCGCGACCGCAGCCAUCAAAGCUUUUGGAUCUCGGCGACGACCUCCCUUCCGACAUGGAGGAUCAGGUACCUUACGCCUUGCAACGUCGACUGGAACGUUGUCAUGUGGAAGGCUUCAUUGAGUGUGUUCAGGGGCACGUCAAGUCACUCGCGAAAUGCAGUACGCGUAGCUAAGAAGCAUCACUUUGACGGUUCGGGCUGUGUGAAACUACAUGAUGUACUGUUGGCGCCUCUCGAGCAGCCUCGUGGCAGGCGGCCAUGUAGCGAUUUUGUAAGGUUGCCAUUCGAGGAAAACGAUGCCUCAACUAAGCUAGAGUAAGACCAAUUGCACUUUGAGAAACCUACGGUAUGCUUCGGGGUACCGGUACCGGUAUGGAGAGUUAACCUAGCUUGCUUGAGAGAUUGAAAGCAACCCGCUAAUUGCCAGUAGACCUUCUGACACCGCUCCUACACCUCGACCAGCUCAUAUCAAUACUCCCAGACCAACACAGCCUACAUGAACACCCGGCCCAUGAAUACACAAACCUUCUCAGAGUCCAAGUGCACCUCAACCAGCCCCCAAGCCAACUUUUCCAGCGUUAAUGCCCAGUAGACCUUCGGUCGGUAAACCUUCUGCCACGGCUCCUACACCUCGACCAACUCGUAUUAAUACCCCCAGGCCAACAAAUAUCAAUAAUCCCAUACAGCCUACACGAACACCCCGGCCUGUGAAUACCCCGAGACCAACUCCCAGACCCGUGAAUACCCCGAGACCAACUCCCAG
Messenger RNA from Seminavis robusta, 5306 nucleotides. The record is from the annotation of a GenBank genome assembly. NCBI's taxonomy places the organism in Eukaryota, Bacillariophyta, Bacillariophyceae, Naviculales, Naviculaceae.